Messenger RNA from Drosophila mojavensis, 1295 nucleotides. It is a transcript of the gene Gbeta76C, whose product is annotated as guanine nucleotide-binding protein subunit beta-2. The transcript is spliced from 6 exons. Gene Ontology annotation, cellular component: cytoplasm; heterotrimeric G-protein complex. Lineage: Eukaryota; Metazoa; Arthropoda; Insecta; Diptera; Drosophilidae. Bases 94 to 1134 code for a protein of 346 amino acids. Gene Ontology annotation, molecular function: signaling receptor complex adaptor activity; protein binding. The record is from RefSeq and is a predicted model, not a curated record. Gene Ontology annotation, biological process: G protein-coupled receptor signaling pathway.
UUAGUUUACAUCGUGGCGCGUGCUUGGUUGGUCGACUGUGUUGUAACGGAUAUUUGAAAUAUUUUUUCUGUCGCAGUUAUUUAAUGCGCAAUCAUGCCGAAAAUUGAUCCAGAAACCCAAAAACUUUACGACGAGAUCAAUGGCAUGAUACAAAAGUUUAAGGAUGACCAAAAGUCGAAGGCGGAUUGCACAUUGGCUGACAAAUGCGGUGAUAUGAGCGAUGUGCCCAAAAUACGUUUUUCGUCGAAAAAGAUUUUAAAAGGUCACAUCAACAAGGUCAACUCGGUGCAUUUUGCGGGCGAUUCUCGUCAUUGCGUCACUGGCUCCUUGGAUGGCAAGUUGAUCAUUUGGGACACUUGGACAGCCAACAAGGUACAGAUUAUACCUUUGCGCUCCGCCUGGGUGAUGACUGUGGCAUUUUCGCCAUCGGGCAACUUUGUGGCCUGCGGUGGCAUGGACAAUCAAUGCACCGUCUACGAUGUAAACAAUCGAGAUGCAUCCGGAGUGGCCAAGAUGGUUAGAGAGCUAAUUGGCUACGAGGGCUUCCUGAGCUCAUGUCGUUUUCUGGAUGAUGGACACUUGAUCACGGGAUCGGGUGAUAUGAAAAUCUGUCACUGGGACUUGGAGAAGGGUGUCAAGACAAUGGACUUUAAUGGCCAUGCUGGCGACAUUGCUGGCCUCUCAUUGUCGCCCGAUAUGAAUACGUACAUAACCGGCUCAGUGGACAAAACUGCCAAGCUGUGGGAUGUACGCGAACAGGGACACAAGCAAAUGUUCUUUGGACACGAGAUGGAUGUGUCGUCCGUUUGCUACCAUCCAAGUGGCUUUGGCUUCGCCUCCUGCUCGGAGGAUCAGACAGCGCGCAUGUACGAUUUGCGUGCCGACCAACAAAUCGGACUCUAUGAGCCGCCCCAGAAGAACACGGGCUUCACGUCGUGCGCUUUAUCGACCAGCGGUCGCUACAUAUUGUGCGCCGGCAUUGAGGGCAACGUUCACUCGUGGGAUGCCAUGAAGCAACGGCACACGGGUACACUGUCUGGGCAUGAGAAUCGAAUAACUUGCAUCAGCCUGUGCCCCAAUGGCAUGUGCCUAGCCUCGACCAGCUGGGAUCAACAAGUGCGUCUGUGGCUCUAAUUGCAGAACGAUUCGUUUUGCUCCACACUUGGUUCAAUAUGCAUAGUUUAUUAGCAUUAUUAUUAUCAAAGACCAAAACAACAACUAGCUUUGUAGGCUCUUACACGGCUUAAUACCCACAUGAUAUCAAGAAUAAAGUGCAUGAAAAAAUAAUUACCAAA